Messenger RNA from Pistacia vera, 1524 nucleotides. The record is from the annotation of a RefSeq genome assembly. Lineage: Eukaryota; Viridiplantae; Streptophyta; Magnoliopsida; Sapindales; Anacardiaceae.
AUGGUAACAAUUAGAGCCGACGAAAUUAGUAAUAUUAUCCGUGAACGUAUUGAGCAAUAUAAUAGAGAAGUAAAGAUUGUAAAUAUCGGUACCGUACUUCAAGUAGGCGAUGGCAUCGCUCGUAUUUAUGGUCUUGAUGAAGUAAUGGCAGGUGAAUUAGUAGAAUUUGAAGAGGGUACAAUAGGCAUUGCUCUAAAUUUAGAAUCAAAUAAUGUUGGUGUUGUAUUAAUGGGUGACGGUUUAAUGAUACAAGAGGGAAGUUCUGUAAAAGCAACAGGAAAAAUUGCUCAGAUACCAGUAAGCGAGGCUUAUUUGGGUCGUGUUAUAAAUGCCCUGGCUAAACCUAUUGACGGUCGAGGUGAAAUUUCAGCUUCUGAAUCUCGAUUAAUUGAAUCCCCCGCCCCAGGUAUUAUUUCGAGACGUUCCGUAUAUGAGCCUCUUCAAACAGGACUUAUUGCUAUUGAUUCGAUGAUCCCUAUAGGACGCGGUCAACGAGAAUUAAUUAUUGGGGACAGACAGACCGGUAAAACGGCAGUAGCCACGGAUACGAUUCUCAAUCAACAAGGGCAAAAUGUAAUAUGUGUUUAUGUAGCUAUUGGUCAAAAAGCAUCUUCUGUGGCUCAGGUAGUGACUACUUUCCAGGAAAGGGGGGCGCUGGAAUACACUAUUGUGGUAGCCGAAACGGCGGAUUCCCCCGCUACGUUACAAUAUCUCGCUCCUUAUACGGGAGCAGCUCUGGCUGAGUAUUUUAUGUACCGUGAACGACACACUUUAAUCAUUUAUGAUGAUCCCUCCAAACAAGCGCAGGCUUAUCGACAAAUGUCUCUUCUAUUACGAAGACCUCCCGGUCGCGAAGCUUAUCCAGGAGAUGUUUUUUAUUUACAUUCACGACUUUUGGAACGAGCCGCGAAAUUAAGUUCUCAGUUAGGUGAAGGAAGUAUGACCGCUUUACCAAUAGUUGAGACCCAGUCCGGAGAUGUUUCGGCUUAUAUUCCUACUAAUGUAAUUUCCAUUACAGAUGGACAAAUAUUCUUAUCCGCGGAUCUAUUCAAUGCAGGAAUCAGACCUGCCAUUAAUGUGGGUAUUUCUGUCUCCAGAGUAGGAUCCGCCGCUCAAAUUAAAGCUAUGAAACAAGUAGCCGGCAAAUUAAAAUUGGAAUUGGCCCAAUUCGCAGAAUUAGAAGCCUUUGCGCAAUUUGCUUCUGAUCUCGAUAAAGCUACUCAGAAUCAAUUGGCAAGGGGUCAACGAUUACGUGAGUUGCUCAAACAAUCCCAAUCAGCCCCUCUCACGGUUGAAGAACAGAUAAUGACUAUUUAUACUGGAACGAAUGGUUAUCUUGAUUCAUUAGAAAUUGGACAGGUAAGAAAAUUUCUCGUUGAGUUACGUACUUACUUAAAAACGAAUAAACCUCAGUUCCAAGAAAUCAUAUCUUCUACCAAGACAUUCACCGAGGAAGCAGAAGCCCUUUUGAAAGAAGCUAUUCAGGAACAUAUGGAACGCUUUCUACUUCAGGAACAAUUAUAA